Molecule: messenger RNA, 504 nt
Organism: Trichomonas vaginalis G3
Lineage: Eukaryota; Parabasalia; Trichomonadida; Trichomonadidae
Product: Ankyrin repeat family
Exons: 1
Coding region: 1-504 (167 amino acids)
Molecular function (GO): protein binding
Source: RefSeq, a predicted model, not a curated record
AUGCAAAAUAUAGAUUUAAAUGUCCGCGAUAAUAACAAGCUAACACCUUUUCAUUAUGCAGCUCAAAACCCAAAUUCUGACAUCAUUAUUAUUCUUUUCCAAAAUUCAAAAAUUAAUCUGACAGCUAAAGAUAUUACAAACAAAACAGUUCUUCAUUAUGCUGCACAAAAUGAAAAUCCAAAAAUCAUCAAAAUUCUUUGCAAAUUUAGGCAAAUAUUAAAUAUUAAUGACCGCGAUGACUCAGGAAUGACGGCCAUUCAUUAUGCAGCAAUGAAUAGAAAUGUUGAAAUUAUUAAUUAUCUUUUUUCACUUCCAUAUGUUAACAUUAAUAUAACAGAUGGUUUUAAUAGGACAGCUCUUCACUAUGCAGAAAUGGUUGGAAAUAUAGAUGUUGUAAAAUACAUUCGAUCUUUACCAAAUUUUGAUGUCGACAUAAUAGACAAAGCUUGUAAGAGUGCUGAUUUCUAUGCAAAAAAUAUAAGAGUGAAUUGGAAUCUAAAAUGA